Messenger RNA from Mus musculus (house mouse), 4688 nucleotides. It is a transcript of the gene Ptprn2, whose product is annotated as protein tyrosine phosphatase receptor type N polypeptide 2. Gene Ontology annotation, cellular component: transport vesicle membrane; secretory granule; signaling receptor complex. The coding region runs from base 146 to 3151 and encodes 1001 amino acids. Gene Ontology annotation, biological process: insulin secretion involved in cellular response to glucose stimulus. Gene Ontology annotation, molecular function: protein tyrosine phosphatase activity. NCBI's taxonomy places the organism in Eukaryota, Metazoa, Chordata, Mammalia, Rodentia, Muridae. The transcript is spliced from 23 exons. The record is from RefSeq and is marked validated.
GGUGGCGCUGUCCGGUGCUGAAGCUCGGCCGGCGCCGCCGCAGGAGCGCUGAGAGCGCCGCGAAAGGAGCUGGCGCCGCCUCGCUAAGUCCCUAUCGGUCCUUGCUCCCGCGCGGCCAUGGACUGAGCGCCAACCGGCUGCGGGGAUGGGGCCGCCGCUCCCGCUUUUGCUGCUGCUGCUGCUACCGCCGCCGCUGCCUCGCGCUCUGCCCGCCCCCGCGUCUGCCCGCGGCCGGCAGCUCCCGGGGCGCCUGGGAUGCUUGUUUGAGGAUGGCUUGUGUGGAUCACUGGAGACCUGUGUGAACGAUGGUGUGUUUGGAAGAUGUCAAAAGGUUCCGGUGAUGGACACUUACCGAUAUGAGGUACCACCAGGAGCCCUGCUGCACCUGAAGGUCACCUUACAGAAGCUCUCCCGUACAGGUUUCACGUGGCAAGAUGACUAUACCCAGCGUGUGAUUGCCCAGGAGCUUGCAAACCUCCCCAAGGCCUACCUAUGGCAUGGGGAAGCGUCCGGCCCAGCCAGGUCCUUACAACAGAAUGCUGACAAUGAAAAAUGGUUCAGUCUGGAGAGGGAGGUGGCCCUGGCCAAGACCCUUCGGCGCUAUCUGCCCUACCUGGAGCUUCUGUCCCAGACCCCAACAGCAAAUGCACACUCUAGGAUAGACCAUGAGACUCGUCCAGCCAAGGGUGAAGACUCUUCCCCUGAGAACAUCCUGACCUACGUGGCCCACACAUCAGCACUGACCUAUCCUCCUGCAACCCGGGCCAAGUAUCCUGAUAACCUUCUGCGGCCCUUUAGCCGGCUCCAGCCAGAUGAGCUCAGCCCCAAGGUAGACGGUGACAUAGACAAACAGAAGCUGAUUGCAGCACUGGGCGCCUACACUGCUCAGAGGCUUCCUGGAGAAAAUGACCCAGAGCCACGGUACCUUGUACAUGGUUCCGCGAGAGCACCAAGGCCAUUCUCAGCAACUGCUUUGUCUCAGAGAUGGCCUCCACCUCCUGGAGACGCCAAAGACUCCCCGAGUAUGGAUGAUGACACACUCCUGCAGAGUCUCCUGAAGGAUUUGCAGCAGAACUCUGAAGUGGACCGCCUGGGCCCCCUGAAGGAGGAGAAAGCAGACUCAGUUGCUGGAGCCAUACAAAGUGAUCCUGCAGAGGGAAGCCAAGAAAGCCACGGGAGAGGGGCUGAAGGACAGCCAAGAGAGCAGACAGAUGCCCCAGAGACAAUGCUUCAAGAUCACAGACUAUCAGAGGUGGAUGACCCAGUGUACAAGGAGGUCAACCGUCUGAGCUUCCAGCUUGGGGACCUCUUGAAGGACUAUGGGUCUCCUCUCUUACCUGAAGGUCCCCUUCUAGAAAAAUCCUCCAGAGAAGAGAUUAAGAAAUCAGAGCAGCCAGAGGAGGUCUUGUCUUCAGAAGAGGAGACUGCUGGGGUGGAGCAUGUGAGGAGCCGGACUUACUCCAAAGACCUAUUUGAAAGGAAACCAAACUCAGAGCCCCAGCCCAGGAGGCUUGAGGAUCAGUUCCAAAACCGAGCUCCAGAGUUGUGGGAGGAUGAAGAAAGCCUCAAAUUGGCAGCACAGGGACCCCCUAGUGGAGGCCUACAGCUGGAAGUGCAGCCUUCUGAGGAACAGCAGGGAUACAUCCUCACAGGAAACAACCCUCUAAGUCCAGAGAAGGGGAAGCAGCUGAUGGACCAAGUUGCCCACAUCCUCCGGGUACCUUCCAGCUUCUUUGCAGAUAUCAAAGUUUUGGGACCAGCAGUGACCUUCAAAGUAAGUGCCAACAUCCAAAACAUGACAACUGCCGAUGUCAUCAAGGCUGCAGCUGACAACAAAGACCAGCUGGAGAAGGCAACUGGACUGACAAUCCUUCAAAGUGGAAUCAGGCCGAAGGGAAAGCUCAAACUCCUGCCGCAUCAGGAAGAGCAAGAGGACUCUACCAAGUUCAUUUUGCUCACCUUCCUCUCCAUUGCCUGCAUCCUGGGGGUUCUCCUGGCUUCCAGCCUUGCCUACUGCCUCCGCCACAACUCACACUACAAGCUGAAGGACAAGUUGUCUGGACUAGGCGCUGACCCCAGUGCAGAUGCCACUGAAGCCUACCAGGAGCUAUGCCGCCAGCGUAUGGCUAUUCGUCCACAGGACCGCUCUGAGGGACCACAUACAUCACGCAUCAACAGCGUCUCAUCCCAGUUCAGCGAUGGGCCGAUGCCUAGUCCUUCGGCUCGGAGCAGCACUUCAUCCUGGUCUGAGGAGCCUGUCCAGUCCAACAUGGACAUCUCUACUGGCCACAUGAUCCUGGCCUACAUGGAAGACCAUCUGAAGAACAAGAACCGCCUGGAGAAGGAGUGGGAAGCACUGUGCGCCUACCAAGCAGAGCCCAACAGCUCACUUGUGGCCCAGAGAGAGGAGAAUGCACCCAAGAACCGUUCCCUGGCUGUGCUGACCUAUGACCACUCCAGGAUCCUGUUGAAGUCUCAAAACAGCCAUGGCAGUUCCGACUACAUCAAUGCCAGCCCCAUUAUGGACCAUGACCCACGAAACCCCGCAUACAUUGCCACCCAAGGCCCACUUCCCGCCACGGUGGCCGACUUCUGGCAGAUGGUGUGGGAAAGCGGCUGUGCAGUCAUUGUCAUGCUGACACCCCUCUCCGAGAACGGCGUCCGGCAGUGCCAUCACUACUGGCCCGAUGAAGGCUCCAACCUCUACCAUGUCUACGAGGUCAAUCUAGUCUCUGAGCACAUAUGGUGCCAGGAUUUCCUGGUGAGAAGCUUUUACCUGAAGAACCUGCAGACCAACGAGACUCGCACGGUGACCCAGUUCCACUUCCUGAGUUGGUAUGACCAGGGAGUCCCUUCCUCCACGAGGUCACUCCUGGAUUUCCGCAGAAAAGUGAACAAAUGCUACCGAGGCCGCUCUUGUCCGAUCAUUGUCCAUUGCAGUGACGGCGCCGGCAGGAGUGGAACCUACGUCCUGAUUGACAUGGUUCUCAAUAAGAUGGCCAAAGGUGCUAAAGAGAUUGAUAUCGCAGCGACCCUGGAGCACUUGAGGGACCAGAGACCAGGCAUGGUCCAGACAAAGGAGCAGUUUGAGUUUGCGCUGACAGCUGUGGCUGAGGAGGUGAAUGCCAUCCUGAAGGCCCUUCCCCAGUAGGCGCUGAAGCUGGAGCUGGCGGGACCCCACCACGAGUGCUUCCAGAACCGCAACAGGAUAUCAGUCCUGCAUCUUCUGUGUAGUAACAGGGUCCUUCGGGCUCCACAGUCAGUGCAGGUGGCUAGUCAUGUGUACUUCUGAUUGACCAAAUAGCACAUGUGUGGAAACACCCAGUUAGGAUGGAAGGAAGGAAUGAAGGAAGGAUGGGAGGGAGGAAGGGAGGGAGGGAGGGAGGGAGGGAGGGAGGAAGGAAGGAAGGAAGGAAGGAAGGAAGGAAGGAAGGAAGGAAGGAAGGAAGGAAGGAAGGAAAGACUCAGCUUACUUGUAUCACAGUCUUGACAAAAUUCCUUUUCCCUAAAGCACACUUUGACAUUGUCACAUUAUUGACACAGUAAUUAGAAACCCACUGUGGCCUCUUCAGGAGUGUGCUUAUGUCUGUAAAUUGCUGGAGAGGGGGUAGAUGGGCCAGGACAACCAGCAAGACACCUGUUGGGAAGCACCGGGUAUAGAAUCAUAUUUGGUGUUUGCCUGUAAGACAACUAGGGGAGCCCUUUAAGGAAAAGAUCAGUGUCCUGCACCCCUGGGGCAAAUGACAAGGGUAUUAUCAUGGAGUUCUGCCUAUUCCUACUGGUGUCCACCAGUCACACAUUUGGAAUGUAGAUUCCAAAGACAGAAAAGAUAAAGGGUUUCCCAAGGGUAGACACCUUGACCAUCCUGAAGUAUGGGUGCUGUACCUGUUCCAGAAGCGAGGACCCAGGUGACAGCCUCACCUUUGCAAAGUUAUAGAGGAACCUGCCCUGGUACAUCUUUAAUAUUAGGAUUCUGUUUUCUACAUUGCAAGCACAGGCACCCAUAGUACACUUUUGUUGAAGUUACAAAACCAGAAUGAGUAUGGCAAGUUCCAAGGGUCCCCAGUGCUUCCCAUUCAGCAUCCCCAGGGAGCCCCCAAAGGUACUGAAAAGUCUCUGAUGCUCCUACUCCUGGAAAGAAGUCUGGGAAGCCCCUUUCGCUCUGCCUCCUGCAUCCUCCCAGAUAACAAAACACAUUAACACAUUCUUACUGGAUAAUCCAAUUUGCCAAAACAUUUGGGCAUUGUGCCCACCACCUGCCCACACAUAGGAAGUCCACUUCAGUAAGUGCAAGGCGCUAGCACCCAUCGAGGUAGAGGACAUUGCUUUAAGCCCCAGUUUGUUUGUAGGGUUGAGUAUGAAAAAGCCCAUCUCCUGUGUCCCCAUUGCUCCUUCCCCUUAGCCUCGACAUUUCAAGUUGCGGUGUGUGACGGAGGUGGCUGCCGAACGAGAAGAGAUGCCACAGUGUAUCGUGUCUCUAGUUGUAUUGUAUACCUGCUUAACAUCUGCGACAUUUCUCUCCCAAGUCAUUUGCCCCUUCCCGGAAUUUAAACAAUAAUUAAUAGAAAUGAAUUUAUCUGAAUAUAGGAAGCAUAUACUUAAUUGUAACUUCUUAUGUUUAAAGGAAAAUUCUCAGUGUGAUAUACAGAUAUAUUUAAUUGUGUCAUAUUAAACCUUCUGAUUUCAUA